This is a messenger RNA of Carlito syrichta (Philippine tarsier), 1510 nucleotides long. Its product is annotated as gamma-interferon-inducible protein 16. Gene Ontology annotation, biological process: positive regulation of interleukin-1 beta production; activation of innate immune response; cellular response to interferon-beta. Gene Ontology annotation, cellular component: nucleolus. Gene Ontology annotation, molecular function: double-stranded DNA binding. Bases 95 to 1510 code for a protein of 471 amino acids. Lineage: Eukaryota; Metazoa; Chordata; Mammalia; Primates; Tarsiidae. The transcript has 7 exons. The record is from RefSeq and is a predicted model, not a curated record.
UCAAACAAAACAAGCAUUGAUUUCUGCAUUUCUGAGAAUCCCAAGAUCUGGACUAAUUUUGAAGACAUUUCCAGUGAGGCUUACAUUUUUAGAGAUGGCAAAUAAAUGCAAGAUAAUUGUUCUAACAAAAGGAUUAGAGGAGAUGAAUGAUUAUUAUUUUAAGAUGGUUAAGUCUUUACUGGCCAAGGAUUUAAAGCUGACUAGAAAAAUGCAAGAAGAAUAUGACAGAAUUAAGAUUGCUGAUUUGAUGGAAGAAAAGUUCCACAGUGAUGCUGGUUUGGGCAAACUAAUAAAAGUUUGCCAAGAAAUAGCCAAACUUCAAGUUAUUGCUGAAACUCUUAAGAAAGAAAAGUCAAAAGCCAAAGGAACAACCCCAUCAAAGAAAAGGAAGCUGGGAGAAGUAGGUUCUGCUACACCUGAACCCACCACAAGUCACACUUUCAAAUCUGAAGGGGUAGAGAGGACCCCUGGAGCUCAGAAAAGAAAAAACACAACCAAAGAAAAGGCUGGAACUAAAAGGAGUAAGGUGCCCCAGGAGCAGACUCAACUUCCCAGUACUGCAGGAACCAGCAUGUCCAGAGCCAUGGGCCACGCCCCACCUCCCCAAAUCUCAUCAUCAGCUCCACCCAGCACUCCCUCAGAGCAGACCCAGAAAUCACUGGCCAAACAUCAGGUAAAUGCCAGAAGACAUAUUCUCCAACAGGACCCAAUGAUAGUGAUGGUACUGAAUGCAACAAAACUAUUUGAAUAUGAAGCCUCAGAAAAUGAGAGAAAACAAAUGUUUCAUGCUACAGUGGCUACCAAGACACAGUUAUUCCAUGUGAAGGUUUUAAACAUCAAAUUGAAGAGACAAUUUACCCAAAAAAGAAUCCUUAUCAUAUCAAAUUAUUUUGAACAUGGAAAUCUCCUAGAGGUGAAUGAAGACACUUAUGUGUCUGAAGCUGGUUCUGAUCAAAAGAUUGAGGUUCCAAACAACAUCAUCAAAAGAGAAAAGGAAACUUCAAAGAUUGAUGUUCUUCACAAGCAAGCUUCAGGAACUAUUGUAUAUGGAUUAUUUACACUACUUGAGAAAACAGUGAAUAAGAAGGACACCAUCUAUGGAAUUCAGGAUGCAACAGGAAAUAUGGAUGUAGUGGGAAGAGGAACAUGCCACAAUAUCCCUUGUGAAGUAGGAGAUCAGCUUCAACUCUUCUGCUUUCGACUGCAAAAAAAGAACCAGAUGUCAAAACUGAUAUCUGAAAUGCAUAGUUUCAUCGAGGUAAAGAAAAAAGCAAACCAGAGAAACUAUAACCUCAUGGGCAGAGGGCUAUACCAGGAGCAGGGUCAUCUUCCAGCACAUUCAGAAGCCAGCACAGCUCUAACUGGGAACUAUCCCCAGACGGCUCAGAAGCUACCAUUAACCCUAUCCAAGGGUUUCUUCCCCCAGGUACAGUUUCCUGAGUCUCAUUCCUGGGUUCUUCCAACCAUAGAUUACAGACAUGACCAGAAUGUUAAAAAGUUUCUUUUUUGA